Messenger RNA from Tachyglossus aculeatus (Australian echidna), 1101 nucleotides. RefSeq names its product apolipoprotein L2-like. Gene Ontology annotation, cellular component: extracellular region; membrane. NCBI's taxonomy places the organism in Eukaryota, Metazoa, Chordata, Mammalia, Monotremata, Tachyglossidae. The record is from RefSeq and is a predicted model, not a curated record. Gene Ontology annotation, biological process: lipoprotein metabolic process; lipid transport. Gene Ontology annotation, molecular function: lipid binding.
AUGGCUCAAGGACCGCCAACACUCAACAUGGAAAAUAUCAACGAGCUGUGUCACAUCCUGGAGCACCUAGAGGCCUGCAUGAGCAGGGAGGAGCUGCAAUGUCUACUUGCCACAGACCAGUCUCGGGAGCUCUUGGUGACCAAAUACAGUCUGGACAGAAAUGAAGUGAAUGUGUUCUUCGAUGCCAUCUUCGAUGUGAAGGGGGAGAUCUCAGACACGUUGGAAGAACUGGAUAGGCGUCAAAAGGAGCUUAAUGACUGCAUUACAGAGCUGAACGAUGCUGCGGACAACAUUGACCAAAUCCACAAGAACUGCACGAUUGCCCAGCUGGUGGCCAAAUCCACCAGUUCAACCUCUGGAAUUCUGAUCACCCUGGGCUUUGCUCUAGUGCCCGUCACGGCCGGAGGGAGUCUGAUCCUCUCGGCAGUUGGAACGGGUCUGGGGACGGCAGCAGCCGUCACGAGCAUCGCAGCAGACGUCGUUGACGGGAAAAGCAGCGCAGCAGCCAAAGAGAGAGCCAUCAGCGGCACGAACCUCAACGGAAAGCUCCUUCAGAAUGAGGUGGUACAAACUUUGAAGGAGAAUAAGGUUCAAAUAUCUUCUGCUGUUCAUAAGGGUAGGAGUUUCAUCCAGUGUGUGAAGGCCAUCGGUGAGGCUCAAAAGAGACCUCGCUUAGUAGCCUAUGCCAGGCGGUUCUCCGCAAUGGGAAAUAUCGCCCAAAAUGCUAGCAGGAGGGGGAGGAACGUGCAGAAGGCCUUUGGGGGAACUGCCCUGGCUAUGGCCAAAGGAGCCAGGGUGGUAGGGGGGCUCACGGCCAGUGUCGGGAUUCUGAUAGACGCAGUCGCCAUCGUUCGGGAUUCUCAACAUCUGCAUCAGGGGGCAAAGUCAGAGACGGCAACUGAAUUGAGGAAGAGAGCUAGUGACCUGAGAGAACACAUAAAUGAGAUAGAUAAUAGGGAAAUCUUGCUUGCUAAUCAAAAGUUUCAAAGAGGCUAUAAACCGCUUCCUGUAGCUGAAAAGUAUUCCGUCCAGUCUAUGCUAAUCUGGUUGUGCCGGGUGACGUGCCUUUGUUACUUGGUGCUAACUACCCAACUUCCCUAA